UUCGUGUUCAAUUCUCUGCAGUCAGAAAACCCCCAGCCCUACAGAGCUGUCUCAUAUCUGUCCCAAUGGCGUCUGAGUCCGUCACGAUCCUCGUUCAACCCAGAGGCAAACCUAUCAAGAAACUACCCAAGGAGAUCCGGAUUGCCCCAAAUGCCUCUACUCAGGGUCUCCACAAUGCACUUGCGGAGGCAUCUGGCUAUUCCGUCCACCGUCUGAGAAUCACCAAGGGCAGUGAUCGAAGCCUAGUCCCCAAUUCGAAGAACACCACCAUCCAGGACACUGGAUUGAACGACAAGAGCCUGGUCCAUGUGAAAGACCUCGGCCCCCAGAUUGGAUGGCGCACCGUUUUCAUCAUUGAGUACUUCGGUCCUCUCAUCAUCCCGGCUCUCUUCCUCUUCCCUCUCCGGCCACUCUUGUACUACAACUUUGACAAACCUCUUCCUGACCCUUCAACCCUGCAACUCGUGGUCUGCAGCCUGUUGACUCUCCACUUCUUGAAACGUGAAUAUGAAACCAUCUUCGUCCACCGCUUCAGCAAUGCUACCAUGCCCGCGCGGAAUAUCUUCAAGAACAGCGCCCACUACUGGGCCUUGGCGGGCUUCAAUAUCGCGUACUGGGUUUUCCGUCCCGACGCAAAUACCGCAACGGACGACCUGAAUCCCUUAGUUCUGUACUCCGGCCUUGCCGUCUUUGUCUUCGGGGAAUUGGCCAAUCUGAAUGCGCACUUGAUAUUACGUGACCUACGCCGCCCCGGGACAACAGACAGGGGAAUUCCUUCUGGAUUCGGAUUUGGGCUGGUCACUUGCCCAAACUAUAUGUUCGAAGUGGUCUCUUGGCUUGGAAUUUGGUUGGUCAGCAGAUUCAGCUGGAGUGUACUGAUUUUCACUGUCGUUGGUUCUGCACAGAUGAUGAGCUGGGCUGCGAAGAAGGAACGUCGGUACCGCAAGGAAUUCGGGGAUAAGUACAAGCGCAAGAGGUUUGUCAUGCUCCCUGGUAUUUUCUAG
Molecule: messenger RNA, 1004 nt
Organism: Monascus purpureus
Lineage: Eukaryota; Fungi; Ascomycota; Eurotiomycetes; Eurotiales; Aspergillaceae
Source: the annotation of a GenBank genome assembly